This is a messenger RNA of Durusdinium trenchii, 1083 nucleotides long. The record is from the annotation of a GenBank genome assembly. NCBI's taxonomy places the organism in Eukaryota, Dinophyceae, Suessiales, Symbiodiniaceae.
AUGUUUGCCAUGCGAGCGGUUCUUCGUGGUGUGCUUUUGUGCUUCGUUGCCCAGCUUCUUGCAAUCUCAAUUGAAUCGUUCACUGGCUCUCGAACUCCUCGAAGCGGUUUGAAUCUGCGCCCCACCUCUGUGGACGUCCGUUUGCACGCCACCCUCUCUGAUGCGCUUGGAGGAGCGAAGCUUCCAAAGUAUAUCGAGAUUUCGCAAGAGGCGCUGCUUGCUGCAGCAAUUGUGCAGGGGAAGAAGGAAGAGGUGAAGCCGCUCCUGGAGACAGGAGCUCCCCUAGAAGCGAUCACCAUCCAGGGGCGGACUGCUUUGGCCUGCGCGGCGGUGAUCAAUGACCCAGAGAGUGCACGCCUUUUGCUGGAAAGUGGCGCACAAUUGGAGGCCUUGGACGACACUGGAAGGACACCGUUGUCUUUGGCUGCGGCCUAUGGUCAUUUGGAGGUUGUUCAGCUGUGUAUAGACUCUGGGGCCUGCCUGGAAGCACGAGACAAUGGACAGCUGACUCCACUGCUGUGGGCUGCUGUCAAUGGGAACGAAGAUGUGGUUCGCUGCCUUGUGGCCAACGGAGCUGACACUCAAGCAAAAGAUGAGGAUGGAAUGACUGCACUCAAGUUGGCGACCGUCUUCAAGCGCACGGAAAUCCAAAAGAUUCUAGCGGGGUCGACGUACUGGGGUGAGUUCUGCCGUGGGCAGAAGGAAGGCCUUGGCAUUGGAAAGUGGGAUGAGGGCAGCCGCUAUGUGGGGCAGUGGCGCGCAGGCAUCUCCGCUGGCUAUGGCAUUCUGACAUCAGAAGGGGGCUCGCGCAGCUACAGGGGCCAAUUUGUACAAGCCAAGAAGCAUGGACGGGGAAUCUAUACUUGGCCUGACGGACGUGAGCAUCUUGGGCUUUAUCACAUGGAUUUUGCUUUUGGCUUCGGAACGCUUCGCUGGCCUGAUGGACGACGAUACCACAGCUUCUGGAGAAACGCACGGACUGCAGGACACGGACUUUUCAUGGAUGCCGAUGGGAACAUCGGGCAGAGCUGGCGGUGUUUGUGUCGGACAUUCAGAGCAUUCAGACGUGAGUCUUGCCCUUGA